Molecule: messenger RNA, 1203 nt
Organism: Seriola dumerili (greater amberjack)
Lineage: Eukaryota; Metazoa; Chordata; Actinopteri; Carangiformes; Carangidae
Product: LIM/homeobox protein Lhx1-like
Exons: 5
Coding region: 4-1203 (399 amino acids)
Biological process (GO): neuron differentiation; regulation of transcription by RNA polymerase II
Cellular component (GO): nucleus
Molecular function (GO): RNA polymerase II transcription regulatory region sequence-specific DNA binding; DNA-binding transcription factor activity, RNA polymerase II-specific
Source: RefSeq, a predicted model, not a curated record
ACGAUGCUGCAGUGUGCCAGCUGCGAGAAGCCUAUUCUGGAUAGGUUCUUGCUCAAAGUUCUGGACAGACCGUGGCACAUCAAAUGCGUCCAGUGCUGCGAGUGCAAAUGCAGUUUGACAGAGAAGUGUUUUUCACGGGAGGGGAGGCUCUAUUGUAAGAAUGACUUCUUUAGGAGAUUUGGGACCAAGUGUGGCGGCUGCGCUCAGGGGAUUUUACCCAGUGAUCUGGUCCGCAGAGCCAAGAGUAAAGUGUUUCACCUGAACUGUUUCACCUGUGUGAUGUGUAACAAGCAGCUGUCCACGGGAGAGGAGCUGUACAUCCUGGACGAGUUCAAGUUUGUCUGUAAAGACGAUUAUCAAAACAACAACGGCAAAGACACGAUCCUCCUCUCGGUCACGACGUGCAGCGACCCAAGUCUGUCCCCGGACUCCCAGGACCCGCAGGACGACGGGAAGGACUCGGAGACGGGACAUUUAUCUGAUAAAGACGUUUGCAACAAUGAGAAUGAGGAGCAGGGCGCCGUCGGGAAGCGGCGCGGGCCUCGGACCACGAUAAAGGCCAAGCAGCUGGAGACCCUGAAAGCGGCUUUCGCGGCCACACCGAAACCCACCAGACACAUCAGGGAGCAGCUGUCACGGGAGACCGGCCUCAACAUGAGAGUCAUCCAGGUGUGGUUCCAGAACCGCAGGUCUAAAGAGAGACGCAUGAAGCAGCUGAGCGCGCUGAGCGCGCGAAGACACGUGUUCUUCCGCAGCCCGAGGAGGAUGAGGGCGCUGGGGGAGAGGCUGGAACCAGGAGAGCUCGGACACUUCUCUUACUAUGGAGAUUAUCCUGGUGAAUACUACAGCUCAGGAGGGAAUUACGAGUAUUUCCAAGGCCCACCAUCGUCCCAGGCCCAGACUCCAGCAGACCUUGGCUUUGUGCCCUCCUCUGUCCCUGCUGGCACCCCAUUAGGAGCCAUAGACCCCCACCAUCCGGGCCACCACUGUCCUGGAGACGUGCAGUGCUUCUCUGACACAGUGUCUCAUCAUCCCGUGGACUCGCCCAGUCCUGAGCCCAGUGGACCGGGCUCAAUGCACAGCAUCUCCAGUGAGCUGUGUGGCCCCAGCACACCCUACACCACUGUGUCCCUCAGUGACAAUGGAUACACCAACCAGCUGUCACAGCCGUCCUCCGAACUGAGCGAAGGCACGGUCUGGUAA